Messenger RNA from Saccharomyces kudriavzevii IFO 1802, 963 nucleotides. RefSeq names its product Mrx19p (gene MRX19). Gene Ontology annotation, biological process: potassium ion transport; proton transmembrane transport. Bases 1 to 963 code for a protein of 320 amino acids. NCBI's taxonomy places the organism in Eukaryota, Fungi, Ascomycota, Saccharomycetes, Saccharomycetales, Saccharomycetaceae. The record is from RefSeq and is a predicted model, not a curated record. Gene Ontology annotation, cellular component: mitochondrial inner membrane. The transcript has a single exon.
AUGAUGCCAUCGAUAUUUAUAACCCCAGCAGGUAUAAGAGCUACUUCUCGGGUGUGCUAUGGCAUAAGGGUAUACUCAACAAAACUCGAAAAGGUCUCUCCUCAAAAAUAUCUGCAUGAUCCUGUCAAACUAAUUGUUAUACCGAUAUCCGACAGGGAAUCCUUCAUUUACUAUAAGCAUACCGAUAACCUGUUCAAUACUCAAUCUAAGAUACUAAAGACAGAAAAAUGGAUUGUCGAGAAAUCAAAGAAGCUUUGGAGGAAAUUGAAAAUGUCCCCUAAAUCGUACAAUAAGAAAAUCGUGUCUAUGAUCCAAUCUUUGCUGAAUAGUACGCCAUGGUCAGAAAAUAGCCUGCUUACCAUACCAAGUGAAAGCUAUAUCCUGAAAAGAAUCAAGGGCGAAACAGACAAGGCACAAGAAAUACGGCUCACAUUGAAAGAUUAUACUGUAAAGGCAAAAAAGGUAGAUACACAGCCUCUGCACAUUUACUAUCCCUCUGAAAUCUCCAAUCCGGAUAAGUGCUUAAAGCAAAUGAGGAAACUCUACCAAGAUGGCCUAAUUUACCAUAAAAGAUGGACCUUGUACUGCAUUUUGGGACUCCCGCUCACCAUCCCUUUGAUUCUAAUACCGUUGAUACCAAACGUCCCCGGGUUCUACCUCUCUUACAGAGCCUAUGUUAAUAUAAAGGCCUACCUUGGCGCCAAGCACUUGAAGAGCCUACUGGAAAACCCGAACCAAAAUUUAGAAUUUAGAGAUUUACUGGGCUAUGCAGAAGUCUACAAACGUGGGAACAGCAGCCAUUCAAGUGGGUCACAGGAGGGAUCAAAAGACGCACCAAAAUUAUUGCUCAACAAGAAAACUCUUCCUUUGAUCUUGGACUUUUUAAAGAUCCAUGAAUUGGAGAGCGACUUGAACAAAGUCAUUUUUCAGAAAUCGAAACCACAAGACAGGAGCAGAGGCUGA